AUCAGAUCGUAUUGCAAAAUCAUCGAUAACACUGAUAUAAAACGGGCGUUCUCCGAACAUUAGUGUUGAAAAAAUGGCCACAGUCCGAAUUUUUUUGCUACUUUCUGUCAUAACCCUGGGCAAAAGUCUCGAACCGGUGAAAAACUGCACCAAACCGGGCCCCUUUUGCGAGACGUGUUCGAGUCUAGUGGCCUGCGUUCAAGACAGUGACGGCUCAUGGACCAAAAACCCCCUUGCUAAGUGCGACCUCCCCUCGCGUUGUGUCAGUGGUGUGUGUACAACAGUCGAGGAGCCCUUUUGCUGGGGGACUGCCGAUUUGGAAUUCCCCUGCAAAAGUGUGGGGGCUUUCCCCGAUCCUUUCUACUGCAACAAGUUCGUUUUGUGUGUGAAAGAGGGCGCUAGGUUGAAGCCUUAUCUCAACGAGUGUCCUCCAGGAUUCGGGUUUGAUAUCAAAACGGAUCUUUGUGAUAGUGAACUGGGUGAUGGGCAGUGUCCGGAGACACUUCCAGUGCCCAUUUGUACGCAAGCUGGGCAAAGUGGGGCCCUGGAUGGGAAACCUGCCAUGUACUACAUUUGUGAGCAAUACAGUGAGGUGAAGAAAGUGUUGUAUCCGGUCCUGGAUGUGUGUCCAGGGGCGCAGGUUUAUGAGGAGUACCAGUGUGUGGAUAAGGGGGGUACCACUACAGUACCAACAACAAUGACAACGGUACCAACAACCACAGAGAUGAAGACGGAACAAUAAAUUUGUGCUUUUUUUUGUAAAUUAAUGUGAAUGUAUAUUGUUAAAAUAAAGGAACUAUACUAUUUGA
This is a messenger RNA of Tribolium castaneum (red flour beetle), 809 nucleotides long. RefSeq lists its product as uncharacterized. The record is from RefSeq and is a predicted model, not a curated record. Gene Ontology annotation, cellular component: extracellular region. Bases 74 to 742 code for a protein of 222 amino acids. The transcript has a single exon. Lineage: Eukaryota; Metazoa; Arthropoda; Insecta; Coleoptera; Tenebrionidae. Gene Ontology annotation, molecular function: chitin binding.